Molecule: messenger RNA, 5334 nt
Organism: Pipistrellus kuhlii (Kuhl's pipistrelle)
Lineage: Eukaryota; Metazoa; Chordata; Mammalia; Chiroptera; Vespertilionidae
Exons: 1
Biological process (GO): proteolysis; DNA integration; virion assembly
Molecular function (GO): RNA-DNA hybrid ribonuclease activity; aspartic-type endopeptidase activity; zinc ion binding
Source: RefSeq, a predicted model, not a curated record
AUGGGUCAGGGAAGAUCUACCCCCCUAAGUGCAACUCUAGAUCAUUGGAAGGAAGUCAGGGGUCGAGGUUUCGAUUUAUCGGUCAAUGUGAAGAAGGGUCCUUGGCAGACAUUCUGUUCGGCUGAGUGGCCCUCUCUUGGCGUCGGUUGGCCCGUCGAUGGUUCUUUUGAUUUAAAUUUGAUUUCCCAGGUUUUUUCCCGAGUUUUCGAGUCCCGGACUGGUCACCCCGAUCAACAACCUUAUAUUCUUGUCUGGCAGGACCUGGCCCAGCGACCUCCUUCGUGGGUCCGGCCCUUCCUCCCUCUAUCUAAUCAGUCCCAGGUUCUUGUUUCACAGGUUCGUGGAGUCCCACAGAAGACGCCUCUGCCCGACUCGCAGACUGACCUCCUCCUCCUCGAUCCACCCCCUCCCUAUCCUCCUUCCCUGCCCCCAGUUCCCUCCGCUCCCCCGGCCCCUCCACCUGUCCAGGCUGCCCAAGGUGGUCCCUCGCAGCACACGCGAAGCCGGAGGACCCAGCCUCCUUGUUCGCCCGACUCCACGGUUGCCUGUCCCCUUCGCCCCCUAGGCCCGCCGCCGCCUCCCCUAGACGACGGUACCCCGGGACUCCCCCCCCUUCAGUACUGGCCCUUCUCCUCCUCUGAUCUGUACAACUGGAAAACUAACCACCCUCCGUUCUCUGAGGACCCGUCUAAACUUACUGCCCUGGUUGAGUCUCUCAUGUUUUCUCACCAACCCACUUGGGAUGACUGUCAGCAGCUCCUCCAGACACUGUUUACUACGGAGGAGAGGGAGAGAAUCCUGCUCGAGGCUAGAAAGAAUGUUCGGGGCCCGGAUGGGCGCCCGACACAGCUCCCCCAUCUCAUAGAUUCUGCCUUUCCCUUAGCCCGCCCUGAUUGGGAUUUCAAUACCGCAGAAGGUAGGGAGCGACUGACGGUCUAUCGCCAGACUCUAAUGGCAGGUCUCCGAGGGGCUGCCCGUCGCCCCACUAAUUUGGCCAAGGUAAGGGAAAUUAUACAGGGAGCCACGGAACCUCCGGCAGUGUUCUUAGAAAGGUUAAUGGAAGCCUAUCGCCGAUACACCCCUUUUGACCCCACAUCUGAGGGUCAUAGUGCAUCGGUGGCUAUGGCUUUCAUUGGACAGUCAGCUCCGGAUAUCAGAAAGAAAUUACAGAGGAUGGACGGGUUACAGGAUUUAGCUCUCAAGGACCUCGUUAAAGAGGCCGAGAAAGUUUAUCAUAAAAGAGAGACAGAAGAGGAAAAGGAGCAGAGGCAGGAAAAGGAGAGACAGGAGCAAGAAAAACAGAGAGAGAAGCGGAAAGAGAAGCGACUGACUCGUAUCCUGGCCGCAGCGGUAGGAGAGAAAACAGGUCAGAAGAAGAAACAGGAAGGACAGAAAGGGAAACGCCAGGGCGGCAAUCGGCCUCCGUUAGACCGAGACCAAUGUGCCUAUUGCAAGGAAAAAGGACACUGGAAGAGUGAAUGCCCCCAGAAGCCCAAGAAAGAUCCGGUUCUGGCCCUCCAGGAGGACAGUGACUAGGGAGGUCAGGGCUCGAUUCCCCUCCCCGAGCCCCGGGUAAUUCUCAAUGUGGAGGGGAGACCGGUCAAUUUCCUGAUUGAUACCGGGGCUCAGUUUUCAGUCCUUAAACGGCCCCUAGGAAAACUAUCUGGCCGAGCCUCCCUGGUCCAAGGGGCGACCGGACACAAGAAAUACCCUUGGACCACUACCCGGAGCAUUGACCUAGGCCGGGGAGAAGUGACUCACUCAUUCCUUGUCAUACCUGAGUGCCCCGCUCCUCUCCUGGGAAGGGAUCUUCUGACCAAGCUGGGGGCCCAGAUUAUCUUCACCCCAGCAGGACCUACUACCAAAUGGGGACCCCCGAUGGCCCUCACUCUCCGUCUAGAGGAUGAACACCGACUUUUUCAGCCAGCCGGUAAGGUCCCUGCUGAUCUUGAUCACUGGCUACGGGAAUUUCCUAAAGCUUGGGCAGAGACUGCUGGGGCCGGGGAGGCUACCCAGCAACCACCAGUAGUCAUUGAACUGAAAGCGGCAGCCACCCCGAUAGCAGUUCGCCAGUACCCGAUGCCCAGAGAGGCUAGAGAAGGAAUCCAGCCUCACAUCACCCGCCUCCUGAGUCUAGGCUUUCUGGUCAAGUGCCGAUCACCCUGGAAUACUCCCCUCUUGCCAGUUAAAAAGCCAGGAACCAAUGACUAUCGUCCUGUUCAGGACCUGAGAGAGGUUAACAAGCGGGUUCAGGAUAUCCAUCCUACCGUUCCAAACCCCUAUAACCUCCUCAGCACCAUCCCUGCGGGUCAUGUAUGGUAUACGGUCCUAGACCUUAAAGACGCUUUCUUCUGCCUUAAACUCCACCCGGAGAGUCAGAAAUUAUUUGCUUUCGAGUGGAAGGAUCCAGAGUCGGGGGAUUCCGGGCAGCUAACCUGGACAAGGCUACCCCAAGGGUUUAAGAACUCCCCCACCAUCUUUGAUGAGGCUCUCCACAAAGACUUAGCAAUGUUCAGGGCAGAACACCCCCAAGUGACUCUCCUCCAGUAUGUAGAUGACCUCCUCCUGGCAGGGGCCACAGAAGAGGAGUGUUUGGCGGGAACUAGGGACCUCCUGUCUGAACUGUCCAAACUGGGAUAUCGAGCCUCGGCCAAAAAGGCUCAAAUCUGCCAGAAGAGAGUCACAUAUCUAGGGUAUGCCCUAGAAGGGGGACAACGGUGGCUAACAGAAGAGAGAAAAACCACCGUCCUACAGAUCCCCACUCCACAGACCCCUCGCCAGGUCCGAGAGUUCUUAGGUACAGCUGGGUUCUGCCGCUUGUGGAUCCCAGGAUUUGCCACUAUGGCAGAGCCCCUAUACCCACUAACCAAGCAAGGGCAACCCUUCCACUGGGGAAAGGAGCACCAAAAAGCCUUCUUAGAUAUCAAAGAGGCCCUGCUUUCGGCCCCAGCACUGGCCCUCCCCGAUGUAGAGAAACCCUUCACCCUUUACAUUGACGAAAAGAAAGGGGUGGCCCGUGGAGUCUUGACACAGGCACUCGGACCCUGGAAACGGCCGGUGGCCUACCUCUCCAAGAGACUAGAUCCUGUGGCCAAAGGGUGGCCCUCCUGUCUCCGGGCUAUAGCAGCCACUGCCCUCCUUGUCAAAGACUCUGAUAAAUUGACUCUGGGCCAAAAGCUGACUAUCAUUGCUCCGCAUGCCUUAGAAAGCAUUAUCCGCCAACCUCCUGACCGUUGGAUAUCCAACGCCAGGGUCACACAUUAUCAGAGUCUGCUCCUAGAUGAAGGAAGAAUUACAUUUGGGGCGCCUGUGACCCUUAACCCGGCCACUCUCCUACCCAUAGAAGAAGAGGAAGGACGAGAGGUCCUACACCCCUGCCUUGAAAUCCUAGCAGAGGAGACCGGGGUUCGGAGAGACUUAAAGGACACCCCUUUGACGGGGGCGGACUACACUUGGUUCACUGAUGGGAGUAGUUUUCUCCUAGAUGGGCAACGGAAGGCAGGUGCUGCGGUGGUAGACCUUCAAGCUACAGUAUGGGCAAGUAGCCUCCCCGAAGGGACCUCGGCCCAAAAAGCAGAACUAAUCGCCCUCACUAAGGCCCUACAGCUGGCAGAGGGGAAGGCAGUCAAUAUCUACACUGACAGUAGAUAUGCUUUUGCCACCGCACAUGUACACGGUGCCAUCUACCGACAGCGAGGCCUGUUAACUUCGGCAGGAAAAGAGAUCAAAAACAAAUCAGAGAUCCUACAAUUGUUAGAUGCUGUCUUAGCACCCAAACGCCUAGCCAUUAUACACUGCCCCGGGCAUCAGAAAGGGGAGUCUGAGGUUGCAGAGGGGAACAGACGGGCCGACGCAGCAGCUCGAGGAGCAGCCCACGGACCCUGCCUGCUCACCCUGACGGCGUGGCCCCUGAAGCCUCCCCAGCCAACUUUUCUACACUACUCCCAAGAAGAGGAAGAAAAAUUUUCCAGCCAGCCUGAUCUGUUCCUAAAGAAGCAAGGCAUCUGGACCACCCGGACGGAAGGUAAGCCGGUUGUCCCUCGGGAAGCGGCGGCCGAGUACCUUACUCAACUUCACAGGAUCACCCAUCUUGGUGAGAAAAACCUCAGGAAAGUGUGCGGCAGUACUGGAUACCACUUCCAAGGACUGACCAAGGCUCUAGAGAAAGUCAUCCGAAGCUGCCGGGCUUGUCAGUUGGUCAACGCAAAAACUUCUGCCAUCCCUGAAGGAAGACGGGAAAGAGGAGAUAAGCCAGGAGUUUACUGGGAAGUUGACUUUACUGAGGUAAAACCUGCCAGGUAUGGAUAUAAAUACCUUCUAGUAUUUGUAGAUACCUUUUCAGGAUGGGUUGAGGCCUUUCCCACAAAACAUGAGACUGCUAUGGCGGUAGCCAAGAAGAUCCUGGAGGAGAUUUUCCCUCGAUUCGGACUGCCCAAGGUAAUCGGGUCUGAUAACGGACCGGCUUUUGUUGCCCAGGUAAGUCAGGGAUUGGCCAGGAUACUGGGGAUUAAUUGGAAAUUACAUUGUGCCUACCAUCCCCAAAGUUCAGGACAGGUAGAAAGAAUGAAUAAAACCCUAAAAGAGACCAUGACUAAAUUAUCCAUAGAGACUGGCUUAACAGACUGGACAGUCCUCCUCCCCUAUGCCCUUUUCAGAGUAAGGAAUACUCCGAAUUCUGUUGGGUUGACUCCCUUUGAACUCCUCUUCGGUGCGCCUCCACCCCUGGCCAUAGAUCCCUGGGAUAGUCACCCUUCUAUCUCUACCCCCCAAUCUCUCCUGGCCAGGCUGAAAGCCAUCGAGUCCCUGCAGAAGGAAGUAUAGACUCCCCUGGCAGAAGCCUAUAAGCCGGGGGACCUUCGUGUUCCACACCAGUUUCAGGUCGGGGACCUGGUCUACGUCCGGCGCCACCGCACCGCCAGCCUGGAGCCCAGGUGGAAGGGUCCUUACGUCGUCCUCCUGACCACACCCACAGCUGUCCGGGUUGAUGGAGUCCCAGCCUGGGUCCAUGCCGCGCACGUCAAGAAAGCACCUGAACAGGAUCCGGAUGGAUAGAUCGCGGAGAAGACUGACAACCCUCUCCGGCUCAGGAUCUUCAGGCGAGCUGGUUCUCAGGACACCUCAUAGACUUUUCAUUCUCCUCUUGUCUUUACAUUUCCCCGCGGCCGGGUAUGGUUCUAGCCCACAUACCCCCGCGAAAAUAACUUGGUCAGUAAAGUCCCAAACUGGAGAGAUAGUCUAUCAGGUCACAGACACCAGACCCCCCGGCACCUGGUGGCCUAGUUUACACCCAGAUAUCUGUGCCCUAGCAGUAGGGAAUCGCAAUUGGUACUUCGG